CAAUUUUCAUAGACAGAGGGACGAUAUCGUUGUUGGUGUGAUUCCCACUUUCUCUUGUUCAUUCCUACGGACAUACAUCACUAGGUGAUAUCUGCCCAUCAUGGAUCCCAGCGGCCCCGUUACCCUGCGUACCUCCAAAUUUAUCACCAACCGUCUCCUGAACCGAAGACAAUUUGUCAUCACUGUCAUCCACCCUACCCGUGCCAACCUUUCCCGAUCUGAACUCAGUGAAAAGCUCGCCGCCUUGUACAAGACUGACAAGGAGCGUGUCGUCGUCUUUGGAUUGAGGACAAGUUUCGGAGGUGGAUCCAGCACAGGUUUCGGAUUGGUUUACGAUGAUGAGGAAUCCCAAAAGAAGUUUGAGCCUCAGUACAGAUUGGUGCGAUCUGGCCUAGCCGAGAAGAAGGUCAAGCCUUCCCGAAAACUCCGCAAGGAGCGAAAGAACCGAUCAAAGAAGGUUCGAGGAAAGGCCAAGGCCAAGGCUGGAGAGCCCGCCAAGAAGAAGUAGGCGGAGACUGGGUCGCUCUAGGACUCAGUGGAGAUGGGAUGUCAAUGAUGAUGGACCUACAGUAUUUUCGUCUUUGCAUCAUUCGACUACCUCGGGAUGGAUUUGUGCAUCAGAAUCACGAUCA
This is a messenger RNA of Kockovaella imperatae, 632 nucleotides long. RefSeq names its product putative structural constituent of ribosome. Gene Ontology annotation, cellular component: ribosome. NCBI's taxonomy places the organism in Eukaryota, Fungi, Basidiomycota, Tremellomycetes, Tremellales, Cuniculitremaceae. Gene Ontology annotation, molecular function: structural constituent of ribosome. The record is from RefSeq and is a predicted model, not a curated record. The coding region runs from base 101 to 508 and encodes 135 amino acids. Gene Ontology annotation, biological process: translation. The transcript is spliced from 4 exons.